AUGCUUCUGCUCGCGCCACCUUGGCUUUCCUUCUGCACCUUCUCCGUCUACUCCGGUCGCCACGGCCGAAGGCGACACGCAGAUAACCUGGAUGACGUGGAGGCCCAGCUCGCUCGCAAGGUUCCGGGCCAGGCCCAUGAUUCGCAUACUUCGAGUUGGUCGUCGCGUAGCUGUGGCUCCCAAGCCCACCAAUUGCGGUGCAAGCACUGGCCGUGA
Messenger RNA from Linum trigynum, 216 nucleotides. NCBI's taxonomy places the organism in Eukaryota, Viridiplantae, Streptophyta, Magnoliopsida, Malpighiales, Linaceae. The record is from the annotation of a GenBank genome assembly.